AUGGCGCUACGAGUAGGAUCCGAUUUGACUUUAGAUUAUCCAGACAAUGCAGAAGCAUGGAUUAGAUGCUUUUCAGCAUCGGCACGUUCAAAGAAAUUAAAAGAUGAGAUAAACGGUAGCUACGAGAUAACAGAUUUAUUUAUAGCAAAUGCAGACAUUGAAGCAAUUAAAAAGAUUUCCUUUAUGGUAUAUCCAGAAGAAUUAGAAAAUAUGAUGUUUGAUGAUAUUAAAACUGUUGUUAUGUCCCAUUUGAGGCCUCAAAAACGACUAAUUAUUGCUGAAAGAGUUCGAUUUUUAGCAUUAAAACAGCAAAACAAUGAAAACAUCGUAUCAUAUGCACAAAGAUUACGCGAAGCUUCACGCUUUUGCAAUAUCGAAAAAUUGGGAAGAGACGGCCAAAGCGUGGAAGAUGAUUUGAUUCAAAUGAGAUUGAUUGAUGGCCUCCAAUCUUCUGAUCAGAGAGUUAAAGAUCUAGAAAUGAUACAGAGUGGAGAAUCGCCUAAACUAGGAGCAUGUAAUGAUUUUAUCAGGCAACUGGAGCAAAUAUCCUGUUUUAGUAUACAAAACAACAUUGAAAACAGCAUAGACCUUCCUUCAGUUAAAUACAUUGAUAAAAAUAAAGAAAGAACGAUUAAAUGCAAGUAUUGUGGCCUUCAACACCCACCUAGGAAAUGCCCAGCAUUUGGGAAGAGUUGCAAAAAAUGUGGGAAGCUGAACCACUUUAAAAAACGUAUGCAAAGCAAACAUUAA
Messenger RNA from Hydra vulgaris (swiftwater hydra), 750 nucleotides. RefSeq lists its product as uncharacterized. Lineage: Eukaryota; Metazoa; Cnidaria; Hydrozoa; Anthoathecata; Hydridae. The record is from RefSeq and is a predicted model, not a curated record.